AUGGUGCGAAUGGAGGAACAAGCGGCAGUAGGAGCAUGUUGGUACUUGUUAGGGAUCCAGAGGGGUGCAAAAUGCCUGAAGGAGCAAUGCAUACAAGCAAAAGGUUGUGGUCUUAAAGAAUUGGCUUGUGAAGAGAUUAUAUGUUAUGGAACAAGAAGGUUGGUGAGAGACGCAUCAAGACAGAUAUGGGGGGAGAACAAACAAGCAAGGUCUACCUGCCUAGAAAGUGAGGAUAACUAUGGCUAUGGAGUUUAUAAAUGGACAGUUCAACUUGUUACAAAUGAAAACCGUAUGGAGAAGAUAUUAUUUCCUAUCUUUUGGGGUCUAAUGACUUUGAGUACUUUUGGGGACUUGGAAAGCACAACAGAUUGGUUAGAAGUUGUCUUCAUUAUUAUAGUUUUAACCGCUGGGCUCCUUCUGGUCACCAUGUUAAUUGGCAAUAUCAAGGUGUUUUUGCACGCAACAACGUCAAAGAAACAGGCAAUGCAUUUGAAGAUGAGGAACAUCGAGUGGUGGAUGAGGAGGAGACACUUACCACAGGGUUUCCGGCAUAGAGUGCGGAACUAUGAGAGGCAGCGUUGGGCGGCAAUGCGCGGGGUUGACGAAUGUGAGAUGAUCCGAAAUCUCCCCGAAGGCCUUAGGAGGGACAUCAAAUACCAUCUAUGCCUGGACUUGGUGAGACAGGUACCUUUGUUUCAACAUAUGGAUAAUUUGGUCCUGGAGAACAUCUGUGAUCGCGUGAAGUCCCUCAUCUUCACAAAGGGAGAAACAAUAACUAGGGAGGGUGAUCCAGUACAGAGAAUGUUAUUUAUAGUAAGAGGUCAUCUCCAGAGCAGCCAAGUCCUCCGAGAUGGCGUAAAAAGUUGCUGCAUGUUAGGCCCUGGAAACUUCAGUGGAGACGAACUUCUGUCAUGGUGCCUCAGAAGACCCUUCAUAGAGAGGCUACCUCCAUCUUCAUCAACCCUAAUUACACUUGAAACCACUGAAGCUUUCGGACUAGAAGCUGAGGAUGUGAAAUAUGUCACCCAACAUUUCCGAUACACAUUUGUUAACGAAAAAGUGAAGAGAAGCGCGAGAUAUUACUCUCCUGGAUGGAGAACCUGGGCGGCGGUUGCUAUUCAGUUGGCUUGGAGGAGGUACAAACACCGGUUGACGCUAACCUCGUUAUCGUUUAUCAGGCCACGCAGACCCUUAUCGCGGUGUUCUUCGUUGGGUGAGGAUAGGCUCAGGCUCUAUACUGCUUUGUUGACUUCACCAAAGCCGAAUCAAGAUGAUUUUGAUAUUUGAAGGCAGUCAGAAGUCAAAACCAGCUUGCAUUGUGCAAUCCCAUUAUGUCUACAAAUAUACAGUCGUGGGCAACAUUGUAAUUUAUUUAGUACUUUUAUUACUACUUCUGAAC
Molecule: messenger RNA, 1399 nt
Organism: Ilex paraguariensis (yerba mate)
Lineage: Eukaryota; Viridiplantae; Streptophyta; Magnoliopsida; Aquifoliales; Aquifoliaceae
Source: the annotation of a GenBank genome assembly